CCUCUAACCUUUCCUCGACCUGGCGCCUAGCGGGUUUAGCGCUCAGUGACAGCGGCUACUACCGGUACAUUUUAUUUUGGGAUACGGACCCAGAAACUUGAGCCUUCCCGGCAUGCACUGGGCAAACAUGGCGACUUCCUGUGGCAAGAACAUGAGCAGGUUUGGGCGCUAAAGCGAGUGAAAAGUUCAAGACUGAAAGUGAGUUUGGCCCCCAUUCCCACGGAGUCUCCUAGAGCUGCUUUGAUGCAGGAAUCACGCGAGGAUGGGGAGGAGAAGGUGACUGCCGGCAUGGAGUCCUUGGCCGUAAAGGAAGGAGGGGAGGAAGUUGAAGAACAGCAGAAAGCAGAAGAGGGAGAAGCAGAAGAACAAGAGGAAGGAGAAGCAGAAGAACAAGAGGAAGGAGAAACAGAAGAACAAGAGGAAGGGGAAGCAGAAGAGGAGGAAGGGGAAGACUGGUGUAUAGGCUGCAGUGAUGAGGAGGUUGAGGAACCUGAUGGGUGGAUUCCACCUCUAGAAGACAUUAAAAGACUUUAUGAGUUGUUGGCCAAAGAGGGAACGCUGCCUUUGCAAGUGGACAUACUCCUCCACCGGCCUCCCACCCCUGAACCCGACUCUCUGGAUGAUGAAUCUGAUCAAGAGGCAGAGGAGGAGGAAGAAGAGCAAGACAUGCCACUUGUUCCCACUGAAUUUGAUUUCAACGAUGAACCCGUCACCCCCAAGAAUGCGCUCAUUGACCGCCGCAGAACGCCAGGGAGCACCGGCCGCAGCCACAAGAGAGAGGCCCAACUGGACAAGGUUCUGUCCGACAUGAAGCGCCACAAGAAGAUUGAGGAACAGAUCCUAAAAACUGGCCGCGACCUCUUUGACAUGGACCCUCACUCCGUUCCCACCCCAAAACGCUCUUCUGCCAUCUUCCCUCAUCAGCGGAAAUACUAAGCUAAAGUGGAAAAGAGGGGGUGUUUAAUGGAUGUUGCGCCCCCAUAUUCCCAGUCACGCCCGUAUGACACAAUAUGGACUGGUGGUGCCACGGUUUCCUGUGUGUUUAUUGGUUUCUCUUCCUGACGUAUAUUUUAUUAUAAAAGACUUCAAAAUA
Molecule: messenger RNA, 1093 nt
Organism: Xenopus laevis (African clawed frog)
Lineage: Eukaryota; Metazoa; Chordata; Amphibia; Anura; Pipidae
Gene: pagr1.S
Product: PAXIP1 associated glutamate-rich protein 1 S homeolog
Exons: 4
Coding region: 244-936 (230 amino acids)
Biological process (GO): positive regulation of intracellular estrogen receptor signaling pathway; positive regulation of cell cycle G1/S phase transition
Cellular component (GO): MLL3/4 complex
Molecular function (GO): nuclear estrogen receptor binding
Source: RefSeq, a predicted model, not a curated record